AGGUCCAUUGCAAUUCCUCUGAAAAUAAAAAAUGGAGGAAAUUGGUGUAUUGAUGACGACUCCAAUGUUCUCUUACCUAGAAGAUGAACUUGAAAAGCGUUUCAAACUCUUCAGACUAUGGAAAGCUUCAUCCAAAGAUCAACUUCUGAAUCAAAUUUCUCAAUCGAUCCGAGCCGUAGUCGGAAACACUUCAAUCGGAGCCGACGCCGCCCUAAUAGAUUCAUUGCCGAAUCUAGAGAUCGUUUCCACUUACAGCGUCGGAUUGGACAAGAUCGAUUUGGAAAAGUGUAGAUCCAGAAAUAUUAGGGUUACAAACACCCCUGAUGUAUUGACGGACGACGUAGCCGAUAUUGCUGUUGGACUUGCAUUAGCAACUUUGAGAAAGAUAUCUUCUUCAGAUUCAUUUGUCAGAAAUCGUCUUUGGAUGAACGGCGAUUUCCAUCUCACUAAUAAGUUCAGUGGGAAGUCAGUAGGGAUUGUUGGAUUAGGCAGGAUUGGUUCUGCCAUAGCCAAGAGAGUUGAAGCAUUUGGUUGUCAAAUAAGUUACCAUUCCAGGUCAAAGAAACUACACACACCUUACAAAUUCUAUCCAGACAUUGUAACCUUAGCUGCAAAAAGUGAAAUCCUUUUCAUCUCUUGUUCCCUAACAAAAGAAACCCAUCACAUAGUCAAUCGCCAGGUGAUAGAUGCAUUAGGUUCAAAUGGAAUUCUAAUCAACAUAGGAAGAGGGCAACAUGUUGAUGAACCCGAGCUUGUGUCUGCCUUGAUUGAAGGUCGGUUAGGAGGUGCCGGGCUUGAUGUGUUUGAGGAUGAACCUGAAGUGCCUGAAUUAUUAUUGGGUCUUGAUAAUGUUGUUCUUCUUCCCCAUGUUGGGAGUGAUUCAAUUGAGACUUGUAUAGCCAUGGCUGAUCUUGUUAUUGAUAACUUAGAAGCUCAUUUCAAGAAUAAACCACUUUUGAGUCCUGUUUAGGAAUUUCUUAUUUGCAAACCAUCAUUUGUGUUUCUUAAGUUAUUUCAAGACAAGGACAAUGUCAAACACAUUACAAAUGAAGAUCUACCAAUAGACUAUAUACAGAAUCAGCAAUUUGGGUUCCUCUAGUUUGAAGCACCUUUGAAGAUGAGAAAGUUGAGAGUCUGGAUAGUGAAGUAGAUGAAAGUUCCUUUUGUAUGAGUAAAGAAGCAGCCAAAGUUUGAUCCCACCACACAUUGCCAUCCUCCUCCAUAUCUCAUGUCCAGUUCCUGA
Messenger RNA from Impatiens glandulifera, 1243 nucleotides. RefSeq names its product glyoxylate/hydroxypyruvate/pyruvate reductase 2KGR-like. The coding region runs from base 32 to 970 and encodes 312 amino acids. Gene Ontology annotation, cellular component: cytosol. The record is from RefSeq and is a predicted model, not a curated record. Lineage: Eukaryota; Viridiplantae; Streptophyta; Magnoliopsida; Ericales; Balsaminaceae. The transcript is spliced from 2 exons. Gene Ontology annotation, molecular function: NAD binding; glyoxylate reductase (NADPH) activity; hydroxypyruvate reductase [NAD(P)H] activity.